Molecule: messenger RNA, 4686 nt
Organism: Portunus trituberculatus (swimming crab)
Lineage: Eukaryota; Metazoa; Arthropoda; Malacostraca; Decapoda; Portunidae
Product: mucin-2-like
Exons: 4
Coding region: 83-4510 (1475 amino acids)
Source: RefSeq, a predicted model, not a curated record
UGUCUCCGGAAACGAGACGUACAGCCACGGAGGGACUCGUUACAACCGGUGUGAAGAGGAGCUUUGCAACCGCGGCCGCUGGAUGCCCACGGGCCGCUUGUCAGACCCCCAGUGUUGUGUUUUUGGUGGACAAAACUUCACCCACGGCCAGGCGAGGUAUUUGCGUUGUGAGGCGAUUGUAUGUAACAGAGGAGUCUGGGACAACACUGCAGUUUUUAACGAAUCAACAUGUUGUGAAUUCAACGGCUCCUAUUAUCUUGACAAACGCUUGCGUUAUACCGAGUGUCAUCUCUUCCUUUGCAAUAAGAGUCAGUGGGUGGACAAGGGACUUUCCUGCCUGAAUCCUGAAUGCUGUCAGACGACGACAUCUGAGCGCCUAACAACACCUACGACACUUCACACUUCAAGGAAAACCACCCCAUCGUCUUCCUUCUUGACAGUUUCAGAAAUCGGAUCUUUCUCUACGACGCUAUUCCCUCCUUAUAUAUCAUCUACAACAUCAUCAGCAGCGACGACUUUCACUACGAGGAAACAAACAACCACAACACCGCUCACAAUAUCCUUAACGUGGAAUCCUCUGACAGCUCCCACAACACCCAAAAUUCCUCAGGUGUCACCAUCUAAGAUCACUUCACGUGUCUCAACAACAAGUAUCACAACAAAUUUUCCAUCGCCACUCCCCACUAAAACUGAAAAGCCACAAACAGUCACGCAUGUGCAAACAGACCCAACAAACGUGCCAACAACAACGACUCAGAUAACAACUACUAAGAGACAAACAACUAUAAAACUAAUGCCAACAGUUACAUUAACAACACAAGAGUCAAUAACCACAGUAAAACCAAAAUUAACAACACAAAAGGUAACUACAACACAGAUACCAAAACAAAAGACUACAACAUAUGAACCAAUAAAAACAACAGCAGUAACACAAGGAUCAGCAACACAGACGCCAGUUACAACACAGAAACAAACAAUCAAAACACCAAAAACAACAACAAAGGAGAUAUCAACACAAAAGUCAACAAUAACACAAAAAUCAACACAAAAGUCAAUUACAACACAAGAGCCAACAACACGAGACAUAGCAACACAAAAGCCAACAAUCAAAACACCAAAAACAACAACAAAGGAGUCAACACAACAGUCAACAAUAACACAAAAGUCUACAAAAAAGUCAACUACAACACAACAGCCGAUAACACGAGAUCCAGCAACACAAAAGUCAGCAAUCACACAAGAGACAACAACACAAGAAACAGCAACACAAGAGCCAACAACACAAGAAACAGAAACACAAAAGACAGCAACACAAGAAUCAACAAUACAAGAGACAGCAACACAAGAGCCAACGACACAAGAGACAGAAACAAAAAAGUCAACAACACAGAGAACAACAACACAAGAGAAAACAACACAAGAGACAACAUUAGAAGAGACAGCAACACAAGAAAAAACAACAAAAGAAACAACAACACGCAAACAAACAACCACAACAGAAAAGGCAGCAGCAGAAAAAUCAACAGCACAAAAUACAACAGUACAAAUGUCAACAACUACAACACAAGUACAAACAAAACCACAACCAGCAACACAAAAUCCAACAACACAAAAGUCAACAACACAAGAGACAACACAAAAUUCAACAAUGGUAACACAAGAGCCACCAACAGAAAAGCCAGCAACACAAACGUCAACAACUAAAACAAAAGAACAAUCAACAAAAACAUCAACAACUACAACACAAAAGUCCAAAACACAAGAAACAGCAACACAAGAGACAGCAACACAAGAGACAACAACAAGAAAGAAAGCAACACAAAAGCCAACUCCACAAGAGACAGCAACACAAGAGACAACACAAGAGACAGCAACACAAGAGACAGCAACACAAGAGAUAGCAACACAGGAGACAACAACAACAGAGCAAGCAACACAAAUGUCGACAACUAAAACACAAGAACAGUCAACAAAAACAUCAACAACUACAACACAAGAGACCAAAACACAAGAGACAGCAACACAAGAGACAACACAAGAGACAGCAACACAAGAGCCAGCAACACAAAAGACAGCAACACAAGAGCCAACAACAAAAGAACCAGCUACACAAGAGACAUCAACACAAGAGACAACAACACAAGAGACAGCAACACAAGAGACAACAAAACAAGAACCAGCAACACAAGAAACAGCAACACUAGAGACAGCAACGCAAGAACCAACAACACAAGAGCCAACAACACAAGAGACAGCAACACAAGAGACAGCAACACAAGAGACAACAACACAAAAGCCAAUAACCCAAGAGACAACAACACAAGAGACAACAACACAAGAGACAGCAACACAAGAGCAAACAACACAACAGACAGCAACACAAGAGACAGCAACACUAGACCCAUCAACACAAGAGACAGCAACAAAAGAGCCAACAACACAAAAGCCAAUAACACAAGAGCCAGCAACACUAAAGAUAACAACACAAGAGACAGCAACACAAGAGCCAACAACACAAGAGACAACAACACAAGAAACAGCAACACAAGAGCGAACGGAAGAACCAACACAAGAGACAACAGCACAAGAGACAGCAACACAAGAACCAACAAAACAAGAGACAACAACACAAGAGACAGCAACACAAGAGCUAAUAACAGAAAAUUCAACAACACAAAACUCAACAAUGACAACACAAAAGCCGACAACAGAAGAGCCAUCAACACAAGGGACAAAAACACAAAAGACAACACAAGAGACAGCAACACAAAAGACCGCAACACAAGGGACAAUAACACAAAAGACAACAACACAAGAGACAACACAAAAUACAACAACAGAAGAGACAACAACACAAGAGCCAACAACACAAGAGCCAGCAACACAAGAGACAACAACACAAAAGCCAACAACACAAGAGACAGCAACACAUGAGACAGCAACACAAGAACCAACGAAACAAAAGACAGAAACACAAGAGACAAUAACACAUGAACCAAAACCACAAAAGUCAACAACACAAGAAACAACAACACAAAACUCAACAAUGGCAACACGAAAGUCAACACCAGAAGAGCCAGCAACACAAGAGACAGUAACAGAAGAGCCAUCAACAAAAGAGACUGCAACACAAGGGACACAAACACAAGAGCCAGUAACACAAAAACCAACAACACAAGAGACAGCAACACAAGAGACAACAACAGAAGAUACAACAACACAAGAGCCAACAACACAAGAGCCAACACAAGAGACAUCAACACAAGACCUAACACAAGAGAUAGCAACAUAUGACCCAACACAAGAGACAGCAACACAAGAAACAACACAAGAGACAUCGACACAAAAGAUAGCAACACAAGAGGCAACACACGAGACAACAACAAAAAAGCCAACACAAGAGGCAACAAUACAAAAGACAGCAACACAAGAGACAACAACACAAGAACCAACAACAAAAGAGAUAGCAACACAAAAGUCAACAGAAGAGACAGCAACACAAGAGCCAGCAACACAAACAAUGGUAACACAAAUACCGACAACAGAAAAGCCAGCAACACAAAGGUCAACAACAGAAGAGCCAGCAACACAAAGGUCAACAACAGAAGAACCAGCAACACAAAAACCAACAAAAAAAGAGCCAGCAACACAAAAGCUGACAACACAAGAGGUAGCAACACAAAACCCAACGACCAAAGGCAUAGCAACACAAAAGCCAACGGCAAAAGAGACAGCAACACAAAAGCCAACGACAAAAGAGACAGGAACACAAAAGCCAACGACAAAAGAGACAGGAACACAAGAGACAACAACACAAGAGCCAACCACAACACAAAAGUCAGUAACAAUAAAACCAACAACACAAAUGCCAACUACAGCAAUAGUGGAAACAACAUCAGAACCAGCAACACAACAUUCAGAAACACUAAAGCAAACAACUGCAACACAGAUCUCAAUCACCCACCACCCAACACCACCUGAGACACUUCAGACUUCAAGGACCACAACCACCCCAUCGCCUUCUUAUUUGACAGUUUCACGAAUCAUUUCUUCCUCUGCAACACUUGUCUCUCCUGAUGCAUCGUCCGCAACACUACCACUAUCACUAUCAUCAGCCGAGAGGACCUCCUCUUCCACCUCUAGCGUCACAACUCAACGAGCAUCCAGCAUUGCCACCACCACUACUACAUCAGAGCCAAUUACAACACCAACAGCAACACUAGAACCUCUUUCAAUAAAGAAGCUAACACCACCACCACCACAACCAACAUCAUCAACAACAACAACAACAACAAAACAAAAGAUAACUCAGAAGCCAACAACAACAAAACAAAAGCCGACUGUAACACAAGACUCAACAACACAAGAGCCAGCAACACAAAAGUCAAUAACAGAAGAGCCAGCAACACAAAAGGAAACAACAGAACAGGCAGGAACACAAAACCUAACAACAACAACAAUAGAAGAGCUAGCAACACAAAAGUCAACUGCACAAGGGCCAGCAACGUAAGAACCAACAACAGAAGAGCCAAUAACUGCAAUAAAAUAAAAUAGGAGGGUAGUUGAGAAAGAUAGAUGAUUUUUUUUUUUUUUUUUUUUGUCGGAAAUAAGUGGUGUUAUUGUCAUGGUCGCAAUGAAACAUGUACACAAACUUAAGAAUAAAUGUUUGGCAAUCUUCACAAAUUA